AUGAACUCUUCCGAUGGUCCAGCGAUUACAUUGCGACACCACGCAAAAUGGCAGUGGAUCCAAAGGGUAUUUAUCCUCUCAGGAGAGGUAGACAUUAUCUCUCUCAACACCAGCGAGGAUUUUCAGGCAACGUCGAUGCAUAUGUCUGCGACUCUUUCUGAGGACCGGCGACAACCUACUGGGACCGUGUGUGUCUUCGCAGCAGAGAUCUGCUCUAUGAAGAUUCCAACAAUCGAAGAGUUUAACAACAUUCCCGGAAUUAUCGGUGUAGCAAGGCUCUCGAUCCAUACAGUCAUUCCCAAAGACAUCGUGCAAACUUGGAGAAGCCGAGCAUAUCGCAUUGUUUUGCGUCUUCACGCUUUGCAAGGCGACCAGCAGAAGUUGUUGGCUGAGGACGUCAUUCAGAUUCCCCAACCUGGAACUACUGGUUUCGUCAAAUCGUGCUAA
This is a messenger RNA of Aureobasidium melanogenum CBS 110374, 447 nucleotides long. RefSeq lists its product as uncharacterized. The transcript has a single exon. The coding region runs from base 1 to 447 and encodes 148 amino acids. Lineage: Eukaryota; Fungi; Ascomycota; Dothideomycetes; Dothideales; Saccotheciaceae. The record is from RefSeq and is a predicted model, not a curated record.